UACGUAAACAGGACCUCUUUCGAACUUUCACUUCGCGUCCAUUUCUCCGAUCAUGUCGGUCGUCCGACCGGGUGCGUCCUGAUUGAGUAUGUGGACCUGAGUGUGAUUCUAGCCGUCCUUGUGCCUGCCACGAAGGAACCUGGGAGCGGGGCGAUUCGACGGUCCUCGAAAUCGAUAAUUCGUCAUGGAUUUCGAUGAGACCACAGUGAAAACGCUUCUGGAUCACCCGGACGAUGAGGUCUGUGUAGUGACAUUCGUGUCAAAAGCUCGAGUGGAUGGCUCGUGCACGAACCUCUUCAGUGAUUCGCGCUUCUAUUACGAUGCCGCCAACAGGACCAUCUAUCUGUCGUGUGAAUUGUCCAUCAAGGCGCUUCCUUAUCUACACGUGAGCCACUUGCUCGUUUUCGCGGCGAACACCUGGCAACUUGACGUGCAGUAUCUGCAGUGGUUCCGCCGCUUAGAUGCGGUUCGACUAAAGAACAAGGAGCAAUUGCAGAAAAAAUUCGACCGACCAGCGGGAAGGUAUUGCUCACCGCGCGCCUUAUUCCUGCUACGACCAUGUUUAGACGAUCUCCCAAAUAUCUCAGCGAACAUGGAGGACCUCAUCUACAGGACCCUGCGUCGAAGUCGAAUCGUCACCAACAACUGCGGGAACUCUCUCUUCGCGAUUCCAACCACUCGUACCUUCGUCCAUGUCGGUCACGAGAACUGCCUUCCGUUCAUUGAGGGCCAUACUAGACUUGCGUUCAAGGAAGGGUUCAACGACAACGUGGGCCGGAACGCAGGGGUGGCGUAUUUCAGACGACCCAAACUCCAUAAAUGGGUGACGACAUUCGAGAAAAUGGUCCAUUUUUUCCGGAACGUCAACGAGAUAGAUAUCGACGCGAAGUUUAGUGAGGUCCGAUGUUCGAAGGCUUACCCUGUCGCCUUCCAAGCCUACAAAACGAAUCUCCCCAAAUUCUAUGACGAGUUCGUCCAUCAGGCCCGCAUGGCCUACGCCGUCAAAGUAUUCAAAGCCAAAGCGAAAGGACCGACAGUGCACAAGCUGGUGGAGGAGCUUCGACAAGACUGCGACAGAUACUGGAGGGAUGGACACGAGUCUUGUAAAGAGAAGAGUUUGACUGGAUUCGGCUGCGUGAAACCCAUCCACGAAACCGGGGAACACGAGGCUCGUGUCCACUACUUGUCUGUCUGUAAUUGCGGAAGGUCGCACAUGACCAGACCCGAUCCAUUCAAGCUGAUCGCGGCGAAUUUCGAAUUCUACGAGAUGGCGGACUGCUGUGCUGAGCUCGAGCACUUGGAGUUUGCGUCGGACGAGGAGAGCGAGGCCGACAUGACGUGCACUCAAACUCCUUUCAUCCCGAAAUUCUCAUCAUGGAGCUGUGUUUGCGUCGGACCAUCGUCGCGGUACUCCCAUAAGAGUGGGAUCGUUGACCAGAAGGCUUUCUUCCCAGGCAGUAACUUUCUGUUACCCUGGGACACGAAGUUGGAUUUCCCGAAAGAGAUUUUGGAGGCGAGCGGUGAUACGCGUAAGGGAACAACUAGGGCCGUGAAGAUCUUUAUCGGAUUAGAAUAUGAAUGCCCGGAUGGCAAACGCUUCAUGAUGUCGGCGCCUGACAGUAUUCUCCGAUCGACCUCAUCGGGUCUCGUGAAGGAAACCGCCAACAAAAUCGUGUCUUCUCCGAUGCCGCUCUAUUAUUCGUGUCCCUGCUCUUGUCAGGCCAAUGCUCAACUGAUGCGAAUCCAUGUCGUCACUCCUAAACUCGCCGUAGAUGUGACGUUAGAACCCCGAGUGCAACCGGCCCCUUCUGCCCCUGUAUUCUUCCCAUAUGAAACGGUCACUCUCACCCCGAGCGCAUAUUGGGUGUUGCGCCUACCGUACGUUUAUAAGAACAAAGGAGUCGUGUACAGACCUACGGAGGAUAGCUUUGAUCUGGAAUCGGCGAGACUCUUGGGAGGGUUACUUACUGUGACGCCCGGCACCUCAAUCUGAUUCCGAAGAGAUAGUUGGCUCAAACAACUCGCACAAGGAGCGCAGACUGCGGACUUCCAGCGCUCCAAGCGAUCCGGCCCGUGCUGAUAACGCGGUCUCGGUUCGAUGAGCAUUGUUCUGUGUUAUGUGUAUCGAUGGUUUUCUAGAAAUGAGUCCUGAAUGGAUCCACCUGGUGUGAGAUGCGAGAAUACACUCGUUUCGCUAUCCGA
Molecule: messenger RNA, 2202 nt
Organism: Galendromus occidentalis (western predatory mite)
Lineage: Eukaryota; Metazoa; Arthropoda; Arachnida; Mesostigmata; Phytoseiidae
Product: protein SMG8
Exons: 7
Coding region: 185-1993 (602 amino acids)
Biological process (GO): nuclear-transcribed mRNA catabolic process, nonsense-mediated decay
Source: RefSeq, a predicted model, not a curated record